Messenger RNA from Aedes albopictus (Asian tiger mosquito), 870 nucleotides. Its product is annotated as endocuticle structural glycoprotein SgAbd-2. The record is from RefSeq and is a predicted model, not a curated record. The coding region runs from base 145 to 579 and encodes 144 amino acids. NCBI's taxonomy places the organism in Eukaryota, Metazoa, Arthropoda, Insecta, Diptera, Culicidae. Gene Ontology annotation, cellular component: chitin-based extracellular matrix. Gene Ontology annotation, molecular function: structural constituent of chitin-based larval cuticle. The transcript is spliced from 2 exons.
UCAUUCGUUCGGACAGAUUUCGGGUGGAUCGCGCUCCUUGAUCUGUCGUAUAAAUAGUAAUGCAUUUGAUCGAAACUGUAUCAGUUCACUUCUAACAAACCCAAUUGAAUCAUUAUACCUGAUCUUCUAAGCUUGACUGCAAAAAUGAAACUUUUCAUCACAUUGUCUGCCCUGCUGGCUGUUGCCGUAGCCGUCGAGUACCAUCACGUAGAACACAAGCACAUCCCGAUUGUGCACAGUGAAUCGUACCAUGGACACGAUGGAAGCUUCAAGCACGAAUACGAAUCGGCCAACGGAAUUUCGGUUCAGGAACAGGGCUACGUCAAGAACGCCGGAGACAAGGAACACGCAACCAAUGUUGUCCACGGAUCGUACUCGUACACUGACCCCCAUGGUGUCCCAGUAUCCGUGAGCUACUCUGCUGAUGAGAAUGGAUUCCAGGCCCAUGGAUCGCACAUCCCAACCGCGCCACCACUACCAAAGGCCCUGGUUGAAGCCUACGCCAAAGCCGGAAGCCACCCGGAGAGCCACGCUGAAGUGCACUACAGCAAGCCGGAACCACACUACAAGCACUAUUAAAGCAAGCAACUACCUCCCCACGGAUGAGUUUUUAGUGCUCAGAACAGGUCGUCUAUCCUGAGCUGAGAACUAUAAACGUCUUCAUCUGGCCCAGGGAAGGAUGGCUGCGAGUUUCCAAAGAAAAGACUGCCCCGUUGUUUUCGACAGUUCUCAAUGUGAUAUCUACCUGGCUGGCCCAGCUGGACCACCCCGGAAGAUUUGAUUUGUUUUAUUUUUGUGGAAAAUGUCAGUGUAUAAAACUGCAAUGCAAUGUAUUCAAUAAAGCACGAUUAGUAACAAUUUAAACGAAAA